Molecule: messenger RNA, 1665 nt
Organism: Clonostachys rhizophaga
Lineage: Eukaryota; Fungi; Ascomycota; Sordariomycetes; Hypocreales; Bionectriaceae
Source: the annotation of a GenBank genome assembly
AUGGCCCGCGUUACAAGUUUAAUAUGCAUUGUUCUACUCCUCAGGAGCUUUGCGACCGCGAAACCCCUCCAUCAUCGUGCUCAUGGUAGCCAUUCACACAAGCUGGCACAUGAAUUAGUAUCCCUCAGCGGCGACAACACUGGCCCUGUCAUCCGAAGCGCUACCGAGUCCAUCGUCCUAAAGCCCCUCCGACCGAGCCGCGGCCGCAAGUCAGCACGAGAUGGCAUGAACGCCUUCGAGGUUCUCAGCGAAGACUACCUUUACUGGGCUGGAUCCGAUGGUACGGUCACUGAGCUCAAGGUAGACAUGUCCGGCGCAAAGGAGGGUCUUGUUGAUACGGAGUACUGGAGUGAUCUGGUCGAAUCGAUGGAUUGCCCCAAUGGUAACGGCAGCACAGGAGUAAAUGGGACAGAGCAGGUGACUGUUCGAUUCUCGGAGAAGUUGGACUUUGAUGACGCUGCGGACAUCUGGAAAUGGGUCAAGCAGGAUGAGGAGCGUCAAUUUGUGCUGAUGGUUGGCGCCGGAGACUGUGGUUGGAACGAGGACCGCAUUCUAUACCAGAUCAACGAUAUUGGCUUCGACGAUCCGGCAAACACUGCAAUGCUCCGUGGAAAAUCGAUCAGCUGGAAAGAUGCUCUUCACACCUUUGAGCUCCACAUUGGCAAGUCUGCUGUACAAAGCGCUCAGGCUCAAAGGACCACUGUUAGGCGCGGACUCUUUGACUCCAUCGGCGAUGUCUUCAGCGACAUUGGAGAUGCCCUGAAGGGAGAGUACAACCCUGAUGUUUCGAUCCCUUUCGAGCACGAUCUCUCCGGAAAGAGCCUCAGUUUCCCCGUAGAUGAUGGGCUCACCAUUUCGGGCACGUGUUCUAACUGUUCAACCUCUGGCACGUUUAACAUCGAGGGAAGAUUCCGUGUCAAGUUUUUCAAACUCAAAGAGGCUGUCAUUGAGUUAAGCACAGAAGGAAUAGAUGUCACGACCAUUAUUCAGCUUGGCUUGAAAGGUGAUCUCACUGAUGCACUCGUUCAGAAGAGUUUGUCUCUUCUUAAGCUGUCCCCAGGAGGUGUUUCUAUUCCUGGCAUUCUCACUAUUGGUCCUACGGUCGCCAUCUCGCUUGAUGCCGGGAUCUCUGCUAUCAAAGGAGCCGUCAAGCUUACUAUGGGUGGUACAGCUUCUAUUCCUGCUUCAAAAUCCACGCUUGACUUCUUGGCCGAGGACAAAACCACGUCAACAGGAUGGGACGUGCAGAUGAGCCCAUCGCCGUUGGAGGCUGAUGCCUCUAUUGAGGCAGGAGCGUCUGCAGCCUUGACAGCUUCCGUGGGGCUAGAGUUGACUGCUCUUGAGACUGGAUUUGCAGCUCAGCUGUCGGCUGCUUUACCCAAACUCUCGGCGGCAUUGCAGGCUAUCUCGUCUUUGACAUGCAAUGCUUGCAAAAAGUACUCAAAUGCCAUUUCCGGCUCUGUUGGCCUCAGCACAUCUCUCUCGUUAGACUUGAGAAAGAAGAUGGGUAGUUCGUAUAAGAACCUUUGGAGUCUGACUUUGGCAGAGAAAACUUUGGCUACGCUUGCCUCAUUCUGUGAGCCCGUUGGUCCCCAAACAUGUGCAGUCAAUGGUACCUACAGCUUGGCUGAGCGAUGGGGCCACUCUUCAAAACUGUACCAUUGA